AAAAACUUAUUUGGAAUUUGAAAUAAACAAUAAAUAUAGAAGUAUGACAAAAUGCAUGAGCCUCAUCUCGAUGUAGGUUAGAAAAAUAUUUGGAAUAUAUAAUUAUGAAACAAGAUGUUUUAAUUUAUUGAAAUAAAAAAUAGAACACGAUAAAAAUGUUAAUAUUUAUUUAUUAAGGACUUUCUUUGGAAUUAAAUAUUGAAUAUAAAUAAAAAAGAGAAAAAGUUAACGUGGACGAUUGUACCUAACAAACCGGACUCCCAGAACGUCGUAACUCGUACGACAUCGUACCCUUCUCCGGCAAUACAGAUCCCGUAGUUAUAUAAUUCUUUCUAUAUGUAACGAGGUGACACAAAAAGCUGGAGGUUUGGAUUUGUCGAAAAGGGAUUCUUGGUAGGUACUUAUGGCUUACACAAAUGGAAUUGUGAGUGCACAAUGUAAGCAGCCUCUUCUUUCAUUUGGCGUGAUAUCGGAUGUCCAAUAUGCUGAUAUUCCUGAUGGCCGCUCAUUCCUUGGUGUUCCUCGGUAUUACCGACAUAGUAUUCUUGUUUUGCAAAGGGCAGUCCAGAAAUGGAAUGAGCAAAAGCCAAAGUUUGUGAUCAAUUUUGGGGACAUUAUUGACGGCUUCUGUCCAAAAGACCAAUCUCUAUCUGCUAUUAAAAAGGUCAUCGAUGAAUUUAAUGUUUUCAAUGGCCCUGUAUAUCACAUGAUUGGCAACCACUGCCUCUAUAAUCUCCCUCGUGAAAAGUUGCUUCAAAUGCUGAAUAUUCCUAGCAUUGAUGGUCUUGCCUACUACGAUUUUUCUCCAAUUCCAGAAUACCGAAUUGUAGUCCUCGAUGGCUAUGAUAUAAGCGCUAUUGGUUGGCCAAAGGAUCACGAAAAGACAUUGAAGGCCUUGAAUUUUCUUCGGGAAAGGAAUCCAAAUUCAGACAAAAACAGUCCAAAUGGAUUAGUGGGGCUUGAGAGAAGAUUCCUUAUGUUUAAUGGAGCAGUUGGGAAAGAACAAUUGGAAUGGUUGGAUCACGUCCUUCAGGAUGCAACAAAUUCUAACCAGAAAGUUGUGGUAUGUUGCCAUCUGCCGUUAGAUCCCGGUGCAGCAACUAAAGAAGCUCUCUUGUGGAAUUAUGAUGAAGUGAUGUAUGUGAUUCACCGAUACAAUUGCGUAAAGGCCUGUCUAGCUGGACAUGACCACAAAGGUGGACAUUCAGUUGACUCCCAUGGUAUACAUCAUCGGGUACUUGAAGCUGCCUUGGAGUGCCCUCCAGGAACCGAUGCGUUUGGAUUGGUUAAUCUUUUUGAUGACAGAUUACAACUAGCUGGAGCGGAUAGAAUGGAGAGCCAGGAAAUGGUUUUCAGUUGCUAGAUGUACCAAAGAGUGUAAGCUUGUAAUCUGCUACUUUCUUUAUUCAACAUGACCAUCAUUAGCUUUAGAGGUGUGUACUUUUAUUCAGAAAGAUACACAAAGAUUAGAAAUUCUUAUUUACUAAGCCCAAUUCGGUUGCGAGGAACUUUUUGAAAUGUUGUACCUGUCUUCACUUUUAUUUUGCACUCAUGCUCGAAUUUGUUAACGCAUUAUAUCAUCUCGUAUU
Molecule: messenger RNA, 1589 nt
Organism: Olea europaea var. sylvestris
Lineage: Eukaryota; Viridiplantae; Streptophyta; Magnoliopsida; Lamiales; Oleaceae
Product: manganese-dependent ADP-ribose/CDP-alcohol diphosphatase-like
Exons: 2
Coding region: 404-1363 (319 amino acids)
Molecular function (GO): CDP-glycerol diphosphatase activity; 2',3'-cyclic-nucleotide 2'-phosphodiesterase activity; manganese ion binding
Source: RefSeq, a predicted model, not a curated record